GAAAUAAACCAUAAACCAAAUAUGCGUUAAAUUCGCCCCACCUCAUCGGUGACAAGCUUUAUUUAGAAUUUUUCAAAAUAUUUCGAUUAUUCUAUGCAUACCUGGUUGCAUAUUACAUAUAAAAAUGGAUAACAGAAUUAAAAUUUCUGAACGAAUGGUAUUUAUUCAUUUGAAACCGAGCGCUCUUGCAACCAUGAAAAGAACAUUCCUUAUCAUACUCACGAACCCAAAUACAUCAACAAAUCCUUAUAAGCUGUAAACAUAAAAACCUGUCUCAUGACAUAUACACAUAAUAAUGUAUUGUAAUUAUCAGUAACAGAUAAGAACUUAUCCAAAUAUAUAUAUCAGCUUAAAAUAAGAACACAACAGAACAACAUGAAUGUUCUGUCGAUAGUGCAAAUAGUUGUAAGCAAACCUAAUGUCUUUUAGUCUUAGUAUUGCCAUCAAACGUAAAGGUGGAUAUAUUGAACUCCAUAAAUAAAUAAAAAUAAUAAACCCAAUAUUAUUAUUAUUUAACUAGCGCGAGUGGCACGGUCCCUUCGUCUAUCCUCGUCGUCCCGCGCCAGAAUAAACCGGUUUGGGUUACAAAAGAGUCUGUGUAUGAACUGGGACAACUUAACUUUGAAAAUAAUAUAUACAUAAGUGGGGUCGCCUCAUAAGGCUUGUAGAUAUCUAAAGAUUUCUGCCGUUUCUUUAACUUUAUUCAACGCCGUUAGAAAUGAAUAUGCUCGGUUGAAGUGGAUUUUGGAAAGUUAAACAAUUGUAUUUAAGUAUAUGUCAUAAAAAAGCUUUGAUCUUAAUAUCAUUAAUUUAUCUUAAGGUAAUUCGCCGGUAAUAAACUUUGCGUAAUUGUAUCAUUGUUAUAAGUGUUUACUUGAAAUCGUAAGUAAGGUUUGCGUUGGAUAAUACUGGAGAUAAAAUUAAAAGCAAUAUAGAAGCAAGAAAAUGUGUGUAUAAUAUGAAAAAUUUUAAACAAUGUAAUGUGAUCGAUUAUACGUAAAUGUUUAGCGUUUUAUUGGCGCAUAAAUGGAAAUGUAAAUAAAUAUCUGAAAAGUAGUGAAAAUUAUGGUUUUAAUAUUUGAAUAAACAUUGAAAGUGUAAAAGUACACAGUGCGGGGUGAAAUAUACAAGCCGCAUAAGUCAAAUUUGAUCCCUAGAUAAAAUGUUAUCAAUGGAUUGCGCGGAAAUAUUAGGUCUCCACUUCAAACCAACUUGUGUCACAUUGCAAUGUAAUGAAAAAAGAAAUGCCAACCAUCAAGUUAUAAUAACGAGAGGAGCCGCAACAUCGACGAUUAAAACCUUUUCUAUAGAGAAUAUAGUAAAAACUUUCUAUAAGAAUUUAGAGGCCGUUGUAUGUCACCCUAAUUUCAAAUUAAGAAGACUUCAAUCAAAACUGUCUUCCGUCGCUGACACAUGUUCGAUACAUUCACCGAAUAACGACAGUUUAGGUAGUGCUGAAUCGCGUAUAUGUACUUCCAGAUCACAGAUAUAUUCUUCCAAUGUGACGUUAUUUACAAACAGUAUGCCUUUAACAUCAAGGGCAAAUACUACUUUAUCAUCAUAUUAUGUAUCAAAUAAGUCGUUAUUGUCACCUUCCAAAUUAGAAAGUUCCAGCCAGAAAAUGUUGAUUAUCAAAAUUAUAGAAAUUAUAAAGAAAAUAUUGCUCAUACAAAUUUUGACCAGAAUAACAUCGAUAGAGGGAACUUAUAUAUUAAAUUCAUCGAAAGCGCCAUUAAACUUCUUGAUAAUGAAAGUACGCAAAGUAUUAUUUGCUUUUGCGUUUUGUACUAUUGUAUUUCACUUUGAUGUUGUUUUAGCCGAUCAAGUUAUUCUUCUGGAUACGACAAGAGAAGCUACUUUGGAGUGGACUCGCUAUCCUUAUGGACCGCAGGCUCAAACACCAGGGUGGGUUGAGGAAUCAUUUACAGAUUUUGUAAAGGGUAUAAAUUGGCGAAGCUAUGUGGUUUGCGAUGUUGCAUAUAACAAUGUCAAUAAUUGGUUAUGGUCUCCUUUUAUCGACCGGGGACCUGCAAACAGACUAUACAUUGAAAUUAAAUUUACUAUACGUGAUUGUUCCCUAUUUCCAGGAAAUGCACUUUCUUGUAAAGAAACGUUUAGCCUUUUAUUCUAUGAAUUUGAUGCUGCUACUCGAGAACCUCCGCCUUGGCAGACCGAUAGCUAUAAGUUAAUCGCACGAAUAGCUGCAGGGGAAGGGCGUUUCAAUCAAAAUUCCGACGUUGAUAUAAACACUGAAGUCAAAAGUAUUGCGGUAACCAAGAAAGGGGUUUAUUUUGCAUUCCGUGAUCAAGGAGCCUGCAUAAGUGUGUUAGCAGUAAAGGUUUAUUAUAUCACUUGUCCUGCAGUAACAGAAAACUUUGCUCAUUUCAAUGAAACACCGACGGGAAGGGAAAUUACUAUAAUUGAAAAACAGAAUGGCACCUGUAUUGAAAAUGCGGAACCAUAUGAGAUACCUACAUACUUGUGUAAAGGUGAUGGCAAAUGGACCAUUCUAACUGGAGGCUGCCACUGCAAGGUUGGAUAUGAACCAGAUUUCAUAAAUAAAACCUGUAAUGAAUGUCCGAUUGAGAAAUUUCGUUCAAAAGAGGUUAAUAAAUGUGUACCCUGCCCACCUAAUUCAAAUGCGCUAAAUGUAGCAGCAGGAUUUUGUAAAUGCCUUCCUGGUUAUUAUCGACAUCCACACGAUGGAAAGCAUAUGCCUUGCUAUAAACCGCCUGGACCUCCCACAAAUUUGACUUUGUUAUUUGUGGACCAAACAAGUGCGAUUCUCUCAUGGAAUGUGCCCAUAAGAGAGUUUUCAGAAUCAUCACUUUCUUUGAAAAAAAAUAAAUACCGCAGUGAAAUUGUAUAUAAAGUGCGAUGUCUAUCCUGCUCCUCUAACGUUGUGUACAAUCCUGCAUCAGAUUCAUUUAAUGAAACUAAAUUAACCUUAAAUAAUUUAGAACCAGUAACGACGUACACAAUUCAAAUACAUUCUCUAAACGGUCUUUCAAGCCUAUUGGACGCGGACAAUAAUUACAAUGAUACUUCUGAAGAUAAUAAUAAUACAGCCAAAUUUGGAUCUUUCGACGCUACGCCUGAAAAUCCCUUAAUGUCUACUAAUGUAAAAUCGACGGUUACUUUAGUUAACAAUCAGGCUUUCGAUUUAAAUCAAAUAAAAACUGAAUAUGCCGAAAUUACAUUCAAGACAGAGUCUGCAAUCUUGUCCACUGUAUUUAAUGUUCGAGUUGUUGCGACUACAAAUAGGGAAGUAGAUUUGGUUUGGGACAAACCUGUGCAAAGUGAUUCUCCUAUUGAAUUUUAUGAGGUUCGUUGGUUUCCCAAACCGGAACUUGAUUCAAUCAAUAAAACCGCGUUGAAUACAAAGGAAACUAAGGCUCACAUUGAAGGGCUCACUGAAAAUACGGAAUAUGGGUUUCAAGUUCGUUGUAAAACAUUGAAUGGAUAUGGCACUUACAGUAACAUAGUUUAUGCGCAAACACAUCAGAGCAUGAAUUCAGGAUACGAUGACUCUAUACAUAUGCGAAUUGUUGCUGGUGCUACUGUUGCUGUUGUUUUUAUAUUAGUACUUGUGAUUGUUGCAACAGUUUUGUUCUUACGGUCAAAAAAUCAAGAUGAUCUUGACAAAAAGUCUACCAAUCAUUUGCCUUUGCCUCUGGAUUACGCUAGCAAUGAAGUGACUACGCCUUUAUUUGGAAAUAGCCGGAGUUAUGUCGACCCUCAUACAUAUGAAGAUCCUAACCAAGCCAUCCGCGAAUUUGCACGUGAAAUCGAUGCAAAUUAUAUAACAAUUGAAGCUAUAAUAGGUGGAGGCGAGUUUGGGGAUGUGUGUCGUGGACGUUUAAAAAUCCCCCCUAAUUUUGUUCAAGAUAUAGAUGUUGCAAUAAAAACUCUAAAACCAGGUUCGUCCGAAAAAGCGCGCUGUGACUUUUUAACAGAGGCAUCGAUAAUGGGUCAAUUUGAUCACCCUAACGUUAUAUAUCUUCAAGGAGUGGUAACUCGUUCUAACCCCGUUAUGAUUAUUACUGAGUAUAUGGAAAAUGGCAGCCUUGAUACAUUUUUACGAGUCAAUGAUGGGAAAUUUCAAACAUUGCAGUUAAUUGUCAUGUUACGUGGUAUAGCCAGUGGUAUGUCUUAUCUUAGUGACAUGAAUUACGUCCAUCGUGACUUAGCAGCUCGAAAUGUGCUUGUGAAUGCUCAACUUAUAUGUAAAAUAGCAGAUUUUGGAUUAUCUCGUGAGAUAGAAAAUGCUAGUGAUGCGUAUACAACUCGGGGUGGUAAAAUACCAGUUCGCUGGACAGCCCCGGAAGCUAUAGCUUUUCGUAAGUUUACAUCGGCAUCAGAUGUAUGGUCAUAUGGUGUGGUUUUAUGGGAAGUAAUGUCGUAUGGUGAACGACCUUAUUGGAACUGGUCAAACCAGGAUGUCAUAAAGAGUAUAGAAAAGGGUUAUAGACUUCCGGCUCCUAUGGAUUGCCCUGAGGCAUUGUAUCAGUUAAUGCUUGAUUGCUGGCAGAAGCAACGUACUCACCGACCUACGUUUUCAAGUAUAGUAUCAACAUUAGAUAAUUUAGCCCGACAACCGCAAGCACUGCUAACAACGAGAAAUUCGCCCGAAAACGAUGGAUCACAUAUUUUAGAGGGACAACGUGGUCACAACAUUUUUAUAAGUACAGACUUAUGGUUGGAAAACAUUAAAAUGUCCCGCUAUUCACAGCAUUUUAAAGAGGCUAAUUUGGUGACUGCCCAACAGAUUUCCCGGUUAACCGCUCAACAAUUAUCUGACAUGGGUAUAACCUUAGUGGGGCAUCAAAAAAAGAUUUUACAUCAGGCCAGACAGUUGGAUACUAUAAUUUAGGAUUAAAGAGUAUUUGUAGACUCAUUCAGUGUAUAUACAGCAUUAUUAUUAUUAAUAAUUCGUUCAAAAUAAUAAGUAUUAUAAUAUCUGAGCAUGCGCCCGUAAGCAUAAGAUAUUCGUACCAACCACCAUAUCAUUUUAUUUCUUAUUUUUUCAUAUCACGCGUAGAUAUGUAUAAUCUACUACAUCAAUAUAUAUAUUAGAAAUAUUUGUACACAAAGCUUAGUUUCUAAAGAAUUUGGACUUUCACUGCUAUUAUUUCUCAUCGACUGUAGUAUAUAAAAGUACAUACUUUUUAUUUUUUUAUAUAAAUUUGCAUACAUAAAGAGUAACCUAUGAAACUAUGUAAUAAUGUGUAAAUAAUCGAUUAAUACAGUUGAGAUAUUGGCAAUAUUUAAACGAAUUAUUUAAAAUCUAAAGGUUUGUUGUUUAGGAGGCAAUGCUAAUUAGCUAAUUAGUUUUUAUGUUAUUACGACUACUUCUCUUAUUGGUUUCGUUCUUAAUCUAUACGAAGUUUUUUUUUGUAAAGAAUGUAUGAAAUACGACUAGUUUUUUGUGGUUAAAAAUUAAAUAAGUUUAUUUCCUAAGAAGAGGCCAAUAUGAGUAUUAUCAAAAUAAGCUUUACAAAAUAGCUUUGAUCAGCUUAACAUUCCGAUUAACAUACAGAUCAACAAAUUAUUAUAGUUCUGCAUGCUAUUCUAGAUUUCUGUAUUAAGGUGUAUUUGUUGUAAAAUUUUUGAGCGAUUUUGUAUAAAAUUUACAAUGAUAUUCGAACUCAGUACGAUGAAUUAAACACAACUAAAAUACUACUAAGUCUUAUUAAUAUUAAGACAAUACACACAAAGAUUAAAUAUGAUUGUGAAUAAAAAUUUUACUUGGCAUCUU
This is a messenger RNA of Bactrocera oleae (olive fruit fly), 5758 nucleotides long. Lineage: Eukaryota; Metazoa; Arthropoda; Insecta; Diptera; Tephritidae. The record is from RefSeq and is a predicted model, not a curated record.